This is a messenger RNA of Phragmites australis (common reed), 2318 nucleotides long. Its product is annotated as pentatricopeptide repeat-containing protein At2g03380, mitochondrial. Gene Ontology annotation, biological process: RNA modification. Lineage: Eukaryota; Viridiplantae; Streptophyta; Magnoliopsida; Poales; Poaceae. The transcript is spliced from 2 exons. The record is from RefSeq and is a predicted model, not a curated record. Bases 1 to 2094 code for a protein of 697 amino acids. Gene Ontology annotation, molecular function: protein binding; RNA binding.
AUGCAUAUGCCAGAACUUUGCUUCAGCGGCCCAAACGCGGAAAAGGGUACCCAAUCCACACACCGUUUCGUCUCCUCCACCACCUCCCGACGCGCGCAUUCCGUCGAACACCUGGCGCGCGCCCCCUCCUCCCUCGACCUCCUCCGUCUCCUCCCCGCAUGCGGCGCCCUCCCCAACCUGCGCGCCCUCCACGCGCGCCUCCUCGCGGGAGGCCUCCUCGGAGGCCUUCGCGCCCGCACCAAGCUGCUCAGCUGCUACGCGGCGCUCGGCGACCUCGCCUCCGCGUGCAGGGUGUUCGACGGGACCCCCCGCCCGGACGCGUACUCCUACCGGGUCAUGCUCGGGUGGCUCGUCGACGCGGGGAGCCACGCGUCCGCCGUCUCGGUCCACCGGGACAUGCGGCGGCGGUGCCCCUGCCCCGCGGCGGCGCAGGGGGACGGGGUCGUGCUCUCGCUCGCGCUCAAGGCUUGCGUCAGGUCCGCGGACUUCGGCUACGGCAGGAGGCUGCACUGCGACGCCGUCAAGGCCGGCGGUGCCGAUGACUUCGUGAUGAACAGCUUGGUUGACAUGUACGCGAAAGCUGGGGACUUGGAGUGCGCCCGGAAGGUGUUUGAGAGAAUUCCUGGCCGAAAUGUAGUGUCGUGGACGUCGAUGCUGAGUGGUCACGUGCAAAAUGGUUUUGCUGUAGAAGCGUUGUUGCUGUUCAAUGACAUGAGGAAGGAAAAUGUGCAUCCAAGUGAGUACACGAUGACAAGCAUUCUCGCUGCUUGCGCCUCACUCAGCGGUUUGCACCAAGGGAGGUGGAUGCAUGGAUCAGUGAUCAAACAUGGCUUAAUUUUUAAUUCUUUUGUCAGUGCGGCUUUGCUGGAUAUGUAUGUCAAGUGCGGGGAGGUAGAGAAUGCUCGGCGCGUGCUUGAUGAGCUCAGCUGUGUCGACCUUGUUCUGUGGACGACGAUGAUCAUGGGGUACACACAGAAUGGGAACCCUCUUGAUGCAUUGCGGCUGUUUCUUGACAAGAAGUUUGGAACCAUUGUUCCGAAUUCAAUUACCAUAUCAACUGUUCUUUCCGCUUCUGCUCAGUUACGUAACUUAUGUUUGGGAAGGUCGAUUCAUGGGAUAGCUAUUAAGUUAGGAGUAGUUCAGGAUGAUGUGGUGAUGAAUGCAUUUGUCGAUAUGUAUGCAAAGUGUCAAGCAGUUUCUGAGGCCAACAGCAUAUUUGGAAGAAUUUUGAACAAGGAUGUUGUCACAUGGAAUUCGAUGAUCUCAGGCUACGCUGAGAAUGGCAUGGGCAAUGAUGCACUGAUGUUAUUUAAACAGAUGAGGCUACAGGGUGCUUUGCCUGAUGCUGUCUCUGUGGUGAAUGUUUUGUCAGCUUGUGUUUGUUUGGGGGACCUACUUAUUGGUAAAUGCUUUCAUACUUAUGCUGUUAAACAUGCAUUCAUGUCCAAUAUUUAUGUCAACACUGCUCUCCUGAACCUGUACAACAAGUGUGCCGAUCUCCCAUCUGCUCGGAGGGUGUUUGAUGAGAUGAGUGACCGUAAUUCUGUGACUUGGUGUGCUAUGAUUGGCGGUUAUGGAAUGCAGGGCGAUUCUGCUGGUUCUAUUGAUCUUUUCAGUGAAAUGCUGAAAGAUUGUAUCCACCCAAAUGAUGUAGUGUUCACUAGCAUUCUUUCCACUUGCAGCCACACUGGGAUGGUUACUGCAGGGAAGAAGUACUUUGAUAGCAUGGCACAACAUUUCAACAUCACACCUUCCAUGAAACAUUAUGCAUGUAUGGUUGAUGUGCUGGCCCGUGCAGGAAAUCUGGAGGAAGCAUUGGAGUUCAUAGAGAAGAUGCCAAUGCAAGCAGACAGUAGUGUCUGGGGAGCAUUUCUGCAUGGGUGCAGGCUCCAUUCCAGGUUAGAGUUUGGAGAAGAAGCUAUCAAGAGGAUGAUGGUUCUUCAUCCUGAAAGACCAGAUUAUUACGUGAUGAUAUCCAACUUGUAUACUUCAUAUGGGAUGUGGGAUAAGUCUCUAGCUAUCAGGAGAUGGAUGCAGAACAGAGGACUAGUCAAGGUACCUGGGUGCAGCUCCAUAGGACUUGAAAAUGGAUGACUGAGAGGUGCUUUUGGAGCUCAGAACAGAAAAGGCCACGGGCUGUUAUCUUUUUAUGCUUGUUCACAUUCUCUUCAAAUCAAAUUUUGGUGUGCAGAUAUGUAAUGGUGAUGACAAGUGAAAGCAGCCAAAGAAGCAGAGUAAGCUUAAGACAUUAAAGUAGUAACACUAUCUGUGGAGUGUUUUUAUCCAGUUUCAGUAAUCAGAUGGUUCAUUUUCUAGCA